AUACUACAAAAAUAUUUAGGAAGAAAUUAAAAAAAAAAUACUGAGUGAUUUUUAAACGCGUUAAGACGAGAACAAAUGCGUAUAUAUAACAAUUAAAAAUAAUUUGUAAAAUGUCCUUUUUAAUUAAAUAGCAAAAAAUCGUUAAAAAUUCAGUUCUUUAGCAAAUAUCGGAAAAAAAAAUUUCCAAGUGGUUAAAAAAAAUAAUUUCUUAAGAUAAGCAAUUUAAUAAAACUGCAAAUAAAAAUAAAAUCUCUGUGAAGAUGAAAGAUCUAAACAAAUUCUUUAAUCGACAUUAUAGUGCAGUAAAUUCGGAAGAUGAGCAGCAAGUAACGGGACAAACGAGUCCAGCGAUACUGCUGCAGCGUUCCAAUUUUGCAGAUAAUCAACGUCGUAAGAGUUUGAAUCCAAAUCGUUCGUUACUUUCAACUCCUGCGGGCAUUUUAAGCUCCUUUUUCAAUGAAAGAGAAAACAAUAAACGCGCACGUUCACCAAAAUGUGCCUUUUUGCUACUAGCCAUUGGAGUUUUAGCUAUAUCCACAGCAGUUCUAGUAAAAAUUUUCCAGCCUUAUGAUUUAAUUUUUAAAUGGAAACUGAUUAUGUCGGAGAAUGGUGAAAUAUUUAAUUUAUGGGCCAAGCCACCUGUAGAUUUGUACUGUAAAAUUUAUCUUUUCAAUGUAACGAACGCAGAUGCGUUCCUGGCAGGGCGAGAAAAAUUGAAUGUACAACAAGUUGGCCCUUAUGUAUAUAAAGAACUUAUGACACACGAAAAUAUCACAUUUAAUGAAAAUAAUACAAUGUCAACAAUUCCACAACAUCCACUUGUUUGGCAAGAACAUCUCUCCGAGGGUAAUAAGGAAGACGAUCCAGUGGUUAUGGUCAAUAUUGCAAUGCUGGCUAUUUCACAUAUAACAUCAAAGAAAACCAGCUUUCAUCGUUAUGGUUUAAAUAAAUUGUUAGAUUCUACGAAUUCAAAACCACUGGUUCGUAUGACUGCUAGGGAAUUCAUGUUUGAUUAUAAGUCUUCCUUAAUAACGAUAGGCAAUACAUUUUUAUCAAAUUGGAUAUAUUUUGAAAAAGUUGGUCUCAUCGAUAGAAUGUAUGAUUUUGGAGGCGAUUAUGAAACCUUUCAUACUGGAAUACCAGAUGUUAGCAUAUCUGGCCUUUACGCUACAUAUCGUGGUUCUGAAAAUUUAGCACAAUGGAAGGGUGAACAUUGUAGUAAUAUUGGUAAUGCUUCCGAUGGUACUAAGUUUAAGAGUUUCCUCCAACCGAACGACACAAUCAAAUUCUUUAGAAAGAGCAUGUGUAGACCCAUUAAUUUGCAUCGAGUUGGUGAGGAGAAAAAAUAUGGAAGCUUAACAGGAUAUAAAUAUGUUUUUGAGGAAAAUGCUUUCGAUAAUGGUGCAAUCAAUCCAGAUAAUAAAUGCUUCUGUCGACAAGGUAAAUGCCAACCAAGUGGCCUAAUUGAUGUCACCGAUUGUUAUUAUGGCUUCCCAAUUUCACUAAGUUAUCCACAUUUCAUGGAAGGUGAUCCUGAUCUGCAAAAUAACAUAACCGGUUUGACACCCAGCAAGGAAGCACAUUCAUCCCAAUUCAUAAUACAACCGCAAUCUGGAUUGCCACUAUCCAUCUCAGCUAAAAUACAAAUUAAUAUGCAUUUUAAUGAUUUGCGAAAUAUUAAGAAAGCUGAACGUUUCAGUUAUCUAACAGUUCCAAUGGUCUGGUUCGAUAUCAUGCUGCCUGAAUUGCCUGAGUCUUUGGAUAACCGCUUCAAUUUUUAUCUAAAUAUUUUGCCAUACCUCGAUAUUAUUGGAAUUUGGGGCAGUCUUGCACUAGGUGUCGUACUAUUAGUUUACGCUGUCACCCGCGCCACAUUGCGUAUUAGUAAAAUAUCGGAAAAUACAAAGUAUUGCAAAGCCAACAUAUUACAUAGUACAACAACACAGGACAAUAGUCAUCGUCCUAAUGGUAGCGUUUAUAAUCCUUGUGAAAUGGCACUCAUUGAAAUGAAUGAAAAGGAUGCUCUUAAACCGUUAUCAAAACAACAAAAGCACUUAAUCACACGCAGUGAUGAAGAGAAUAUAGCAGAUGCCGAUUAUGAAUUAUACAAUGAAAUCGAUAUGAAGAAACGUCGCCAAUCUUAUGCAUUAGACCUUGAGCCCGCUAUAUCUGAUACGGACGAGGGUAAUGAAAGUGAUGCUGGUACUUUCAGUCAUACCUCAACUACGAGUUCGAGUGUGGAUGAAAAUGAAUGCACAACCAAAUGUGUUAAAAAUGAUAAUCAGGGUACUCUGAGCUCCGACAGCAGUGGUUUUGCUCCCUCGAUUUCAAAUUUAAAUAACUCAGAUACACUUUUAAGCUGGCCGAUAUCUACCACUUCACCUCUAGCAGAUGUCGGUGCCAGUGAUAUAAGUUACAGCAACGAACUUGUUUCACGGCAUGAAGCAACUGAACAUCAUCCAAAAUCCUUAAACCCAACAUCAUCUUUUGUUGCAUCAACAUCAGCAUCGGCAUCGGCAUCAGCACCAGUACAAAGCAGAAGCACCAGUACAUUUGACGUUUGACUUCGCUUAUAGUUUUAUAUAAUUACAGUUAAUUUCCUUUGUUUAGUUAAACUUCAGUACUUAAAAGUAAAUCUAAGCAGUCUUCAUAUGCUCUUUCCUUUUGUAAUAAUGAGACCGGAUAGGUUCGCUUGAAUGCUAUCCCCUCGUACUCAAUAGCUGUUUAUAGCUGUUUUAGCUUUUUUCUCGGUUAGAAAGUAUUGUUCACUUUUUCUAUUUUGAUAAGGAAACGCUGUAAAUAUCAUUUAAGGCCAAUUUUUUAGCAUUUAUUACAUUUUGUUUAAUUGGCAAACCAGUUGCUGUGAUAGUAAGAAUCAUGUAUAUAAAUUCAUAAGAUAAUUACACCAUCAUUUGCGCCAAUUCUCUGUUACGCAUUCAACUAGUAAGGUAUUAAACUCAAAUAUUUUUAAAAACUUAAAAUAUUAAAUAUUAUUUUUUAACUUUAAUACUAUUGUGUUGAUUUGCGGUGUAAAGGAGCUUAUUUAUUAUUGUUGUGGGUUUUAUUUAAAAAGAACUUAGCUAUAGUAUAAUCCCUUCAUUUUAUAACUUUUUAUACUUAAUAUACGUACUCGAAGAAAUAUAU
Molecule: messenger RNA, 3144 nt
Organism: Teleopsis dalmanni
Lineage: Eukaryota; Metazoa; Arthropoda; Insecta; Diptera; Diopsidae
Product: scavenger receptor class B member 1
Exons: 11
Coding region: 261-2564 (767 amino acids)
Cellular component (GO): cytoplasm; membrane
Molecular function (GO): scavenger receptor activity
Source: RefSeq, a predicted model, not a curated record